AUGUCAGGCCUUGCUGAAGAAAUCAAUCGCAGAUUUAAUAAUUUAAGAUCACUUAAACCUUCUUUUUCAUUCCUGGAAAAUCCUUUUGCUGUUGAUGUUGUGAGCGAUGGCUGUCCUAUUUCAUCACCAAUAACAAAGGAUACAGGAGCUGUAGAGUUGGAGUUACUAGAACUGCAAGAAGACGAAGGACUAAAAGGACUUAAACGAAGUGGCGUUUCAACCAUAGAAUUUUGGAAAAAUGUCCCAGAAGAAAAAUACCCACAAACAAAAAUGUGUGCUAUGAAACUUAUUUCAAUCUUUGGCACUACUUAUGUGUGUGAAUCAUUGUACUCAACGUUAAAAUUCGUUAAAUCUAAAUAUCGAUCUGAACUAACUGAUGAACAUUUAAGUGAACUUGUGCGAACUGCGCUUACAAAUUAUCAGCCCGAUUUCACAAAGCUCACAGAAAAAAUGAACACUCGAAAAAGCACUUCUCAUAAAUAA
Molecule: messenger RNA, 483 nt
Organism: Rhopalosiphum padi (bird cherry-oat aphid)
Lineage: Eukaryota; Metazoa; Arthropoda; Insecta; Hemiptera; Aphididae
Product: SCAN domain-containing protein 3-like
Exons: 1
Coding region: 1-483 (160 amino acids)
Molecular function (GO): protein dimerization activity
Source: RefSeq, a predicted model, not a curated record